AACAAAACCUGAAGCUCUAGCUCUUCAAGUACAUAUGGAUGUGGGAUUAAUGCCGGCAAAGGCAUGGGCACGGGUGAAGAUUAACCAGCCCUGUGCCGCUUGUAGGAUGCUUCGUCGGAGAUGUGGGAGUGACUGUUUGUUGGCUCCCUACUUCCCUCCUGAAGAAUUCAAUAACUUUGUUGUCGUUCACAAGGUGUUUGGUGCUAGCAAUGUAAUGAAAAUGCUGCAGAAGGUAGAGGAGAGCAAGAGGGAAGAUUGUGUGAAGAGCAUAGUCUAUGAAGCAAAUGCAAGGCUGAGGGACCCAGUUUAUGGGAGCAGUGGAGCCAUCUGUCAUCUGCAGAAGCAAGUUCAAGAACUGGAGCUUCAAUUGGAAUCGAUGAGAACCAAAUUUUUGGAAUCACAGGAACAAAGGAAUCAGCUCUUGAAGAUUUUGAUGGAUUUUCAAUACCAAUGUCCCAUCUCCCCCAUUGAUGAUGUGAUGUUCGAUCGAGGUAGUUUCUUCUUAGAUGAUGGCACAGUGCCAGUAUUAGGCUACAAUCCAAUAGAAUUUCCAUUACAUUGUGAUUGGAUUCUAUAGUGAGAGAGAGAGAGAGAGAGAUUAGGGAUUAGGGAGAUCCAUAAUUGAAAAAAAUAAAA
This is a messenger RNA of Telopea speciosissima, 636 nucleotides long. Its product is annotated as LOB domain-containing protein 25-like. The transcript has 2 exons. The record is from RefSeq and is a predicted model, not a curated record. Lineage: Eukaryota; Viridiplantae; Streptophyta; Magnoliopsida; Proteales; Proteaceae. Bases 35 to 577 code for a protein of 180 amino acids.